AUGCCCCGCACCGACGAAGCCGAACACUGGUUCAACGCCGUCUACUCCGCAGUCCAAGAAAUCCCCCCCGGCAAAGUGACGUCCUAUGGUCAUAUUGCUCUGCUCCUUGGGUAUCCACAACGACCCCGUCAGGUGGGGAUUUGUUUGAAACAUCUCCCGUCGAGUCCGGAGGAGUACUUUCAUUCGGGGAAUGUGCCGUGGCAGAGAGUGAUUAAUUCGAAGGGGAUGAUUUCGCAUCGGGAACCUGGGAGUGCGGAACGCCAGGCAGAGGCAUUAAGAGAGGAGGGAGUGGAAGUCGAGACCGAUGCUAUGGGGGAGUUUUAUGUGGAUCUGGCGCGGUUUGGCUGGUUUCCUUCAGAGUUGCCCAGUGAGGAGGGAGAAAGUGAACUGGAGGAUCUAGUAGAGGGCUGA
This is a messenger RNA of Aspergillus pseudotamarii, 411 nucleotides long. Its product is annotated as MGMT family protein. The transcript has 3 exons. Gene Ontology annotation, biological process: DNA repair. Gene Ontology annotation, molecular function: catalytic activity. NCBI's taxonomy places the organism in Eukaryota, Fungi, Ascomycota, Eurotiomycetes, Eurotiales, Aspergillaceae. Bases 1 to 411 code for a protein of 136 amino acids. The record is from RefSeq and is a predicted model, not a curated record.